This is a messenger RNA of Closterium sp. Naga37s-1, 5622 nucleotides long. NCBI's taxonomy places the organism in Eukaryota, Viridiplantae, Streptophyta, Zygnematophyceae, Desmidiales, Closteriaceae. The record is from the annotation of a GenBank genome assembly.
AUGAUCGAUGCAGCCAAUGAGACCAUGCCACGUGUCUGUGCUCCAGAGGCUGGCGUGCUUGCUUACAGGAGCAGAAGUUUUGCUGAUGAAGGAUUUAAUUUUGAGAGGACCAGGUUUGACUCGUUUGACCAGGCCAGGCUUCCAGGAACUGGACAGGGUGGGCAGGGAAGGAAAUGGGAUGAUGCUUUUUCAACUCCUGGGCUGUGGGACGAUCUGCCAGGCCAGUCAGUUGCUGCUUUGCUGGCAGCAUGGGCGGUAGACAAGUGGACCGCCACGUCAGCAUUUAAUCGCCAGCUCAUUGCCAGCAUGGACAGCGAGGGAGAUGCUCUGGCGGUUGGUGCAAUGGCGCCAGAACAAAUGGUGAGGUUCCACGUGGCACGUGCUAUUGGGAGGGUUGCAAGGGAGCAGGAGAUGUGCUUAUAUGGAAAGAAAUGUGAUGAAAAAGAUGGGAAGGGCGACGGUAUGCUUAGUAGGGUGGGUGCACGAGUGGCAGGGUGGAAGGAUGCUGUGGUUUUAGGGUCUCAGAAAAUCGUCACUGGAAGGAGGGAGAUGGAGGAGAGGCCAGGAAGUGAACGAGCGACGAUGGAAGAAGGGAGAAUCAAGGGAGAAGGAAUGGCAGCGGGGGCAGGAGGAACAGGGGAAGGAGGGACAGGGAAAGACGCAGCAAGCCUGUUUGUGACGCCAGCAGCCAUACGCAGCUGGUCUCGUGCGUUGCUGAAUUCAGCAUCCCCUCCUUCAUCUGCCUUCCAGCAACGAAACAGUGACGUCACUGUUGCCGCCCUGCAUGCACUGCGCACACUUGCCGACAUCAGCGACGACGUGGCACGCAUCAGCAAUGAUGUCAGCAGGUCUGAGCCUUCGCUGCGAGAGGGAAUAGCCCUGGAGGCAUUGCCGCAGCUAAGGCGUGUACUGGCUGCUUCCACUACUGCUGCCACUCAUGCUGCCUCUGCCUCUGGUUCUGCUCCUGCCUCUGCCUCUACCUCCAACUCUGCCUCUGGUGUUUCCACCAAGCGGCGUGACUCUGAUGUGCCCUCUGCACGUGCUGCCCCUCCAGGGAGUGUGCGAGGAGGGAAGAGUAAGGAGAGGAGGGAAUCUGAGGGCAGCAGUGUGGAGGAACGCGAGGAGGCAGAGGAAAAGGAGUUGGUGGAUCUGGCUGUAGGGCAGGCUGUAGCGUCCCUUGUGCUCGGCCGGCGAGUAUAUGAAGCGGCGGCAGUGGGGAGGCUGAUAGGGGCAGCGGCAGGAGGCCCCUCAGGAGACGCAGCAGCACCAUCAGCGUCACCAUCGCCAUCAUCCCUCUCACCUGCUCAGGUCUGCACCACACCUUCUCGCCCAGCAGUGGUGAUGCCUGUUCACGAGCUGAGGGCGUGGGGACCCGUGCUGGUGAGAUGGGCGUGUGGGGUGAUGGGCGGUGGAGGGGAAUCAAAAGCAGGAGAAAGAGGAGGAGCAGAGGAAGGGAAAGGAGGAGGAGCAGCAGGAAAGAGAGGUACAGGAGGUGAGGCAGCAGGGUUGCUGGGUGGUAGAAAAGGGCCGGCAGGGAGCUUCUUGGAGUCGAAUCUGGUGCCUUCUGCUGCCGUGGCUGCCACUGCUGCUGCUGGGCAGGCUGUUCUCGUGGAGGUGCUAUCUGCUGCUGUUCACAUGGCGCAUUCUGCCUCUGACUCCUCUCGUUCUGCUGCUGCUGCUGUGGAUGCGCGUGGGGGUGACAUGGCAUGGGGGGGAAAGGACAGGGGCGGGAAAGGGGAGCGAGGUAGGGCGAAUGUAGGGAAGGAGAAAGAGAUUGGCAAGGGAGGGAUGGCCGCGUGGAGGAACGGGCAGGUGGGGAGAGGGGCUGAAAUUGUAGGGAAGCAGGCCGAUGGGGCAGUGGAAGGGAGGCAAGAAGGGGUGGAGGAUGUGGAAGGGGGGGAAGUGGGGAGCUACAAGCUUGGGAAGGAAUGGACAGAUGUGGCGGUGGGAGUAGGCCUGCUGUGGCUCUCUGAAAUGCUCGUGUGCGCUGUCAGGGAUGGGGAGGCAGCGAGGCAAGCAGUGAAGAAUGGACGGGCAGGAGUGGGCUCAGGGGAAGCAGGGGGUCCGGGCAGGAAGGGAGAGGCGGGGCGGCAGGGAGGGGGCAAGGGAGCGGAGAGUGUGGGAAUGACAGUAGCAACAAUGAAGUACCUUGAGUCACUGUGGAGAGGAGGGAAGGGAGCAAACGGGCAAGGGUCUCCAGCCUCGCCUGCAGAUCAACCCAGUUGGGUUCAUCCUUCUGGGAAAGCUCCAAGAAACCAAGCAUUGCCAGGGGGGGAUGCACGUGGGGGGAAUUUUCCCAGGAAGCAAUCGCCUGACGAGCGGUUGCAUGGAGGGGCAGGUGGGGCGAGUGCGGGUGAGAGCGCAGGGGAGAAGUCCUCGUGGUGGUCGUAUGUGAAUCCGUGGGGUGGGUCGGGCGUGGCUGGGGCAGCGGGACAGGCAGCGGGGGUAGGGUCAGGUAACGUGCAGCAGGGGAGGGAGAGGGGUGUGAAGGGGCGGGCAGAGCAGGCGAGUGGUGCAGUGAGUGGGGAGGCGAGAGGGGAGCUGGGAGGGGCGUUGAGUGAGAAGCACCGUGCAGUGAGGGACGAGGCCCUGCGGUCCGCCAGCACUGCUGUUGUCCGCCUGGGUGAGGCACUUGGGAGUGAGGCAUGGGGAUGGGGGGGAGGGGAUGGUAGGAGGGGAGGAGGGGGGGAAAGGAAGAGCGGCGGGGGGGAAGUGCAAGGCGGUAUGGGGUCUGCGGUAGGGGAAGGCGGCAGAGAGGAGCGGGAGGUAGAAGGCCCAGUGCGCGUUGGUGUGAAGGGGGCUUUGGGGGAAAGGGGAGGAGAGGAAUCUCUGCCAGUGGUAAACGAUGCAGGCAAUGGCAGCAGCAGAUCCAGCCAAGCUGCUGCUGCUGGUGGUGGUGGUGCAGCUUCUGAUGCUACUGGUAGAAAGAAGGCAGAUGCUACAGUGAAGGUUACUGUAGAUGAGCUGGUUAAAGCAGCGGAAGAGGAGCAUGAGCAUUUAAUGGACCUGCUGGGCUUUGAAGGCGGGCUGUACUCUACGCGGUCAGGGCUGGUAGCUUCUAACGAGGAUAAACCCGUAGCCAGUGAUGGGCCUCCACGUGUGAAUGUUGUGGAGGCUCUGGACGCGGCUGCAGCUGCGGUGAAGGCGCUCGCUGAGCUGGCGAGCGAGGAUUGGCAGAUGCAGGAGCAGCUGGUGGCAGGUGGAGGGGUGGAGCUGAUGCGGCGGCUGCUGAUUGGUCGGGAGUACUGGGAGUGGGUGAGAGGGGAAGAGGAGGUCAGGCGGAGGGACGAGAAUGGGGCUAUGAGGGGCCUUGGUGCCAAGGAGGGUCAGAGUCAGCUGGAUCGCGGUAGCCGUCAACACAGCAGCGAACGAAGCCAAGGCAGCACGAAUACGAGUGCUGGUGGCGAGAGUAGCAGUAGUGAGAGUGCUGGGAGCGAGUGUGGAAAGAAGGAACUUCUGAUUGGUCUCGCUGCAUCUGCACCUGCCGCUGCAAUCGCAACUGCCAGGCCAAACACCCCCCCAGGCACCCAGCCCAUCUUAAAGCGAGACACCCGCCCGACAGCAUCCCAGUCAGGUCGCGCCACAUCAGCAGCAGCGACAGCUGGAGCCACAGCAGUGGUUCCUGCUCGUACUGCAGCAGCACCUGUUGACGCUGCAGGAGAGGAGGGGUUAGAAUCGGCCAGGGGUAAGCUCACAAAGCUCCAAAGGAAUGCCGCCCGGCUACUGGCCCAGCUGUCAGCUCACCCGGACUCGUGGGCGGCAAUCGCCAGAGACCCGCUUCUGAUUGGCUGGCUUGAACAGUGCACUACAGGCGGGGCACAUGAGGAUGCGGGGGACAGGAGAGGCAGAGGGAGUGAGCGAGCGAGUGAGAAAGGGAGUGAGAGGAAGAGGAAGACAGAGGAAAGCCGUAGAGGAGGAGCGAGGGAUGACACGGCUCAUUUGCACCACGUGCUCUCAACACCACAUGGCAUGAGAAGCUCCGAGCAGUCGGACUCUGAAUCGGAGGAGUAUGAUCAGCUGCUGUGUGAAGCGUGUGUGAGCAAGAAGAUGCGUUCCAAUGCUCGCAAGGUGCUUUCCCAUGCUGCGCCCGCGCUGCAUGCUCUGCCAGGGCCAGCUUCUGUUGCUGCUACCAGUGCUGCUUCCACGUCAGCCUCAGGCUGGCAGGAGUGUGACGUGGCGGUGCCAGGCUGGCACGAGCCAGGGAAGCAGUUCACGCCAAGGUAUGACGAUGGCAUCUUCUUUGUCAACCCCACCAGCCCAUGGCUCCAAUCCCACUCCCUCCCCACCCGCCUCUCCUCUACCUCCCUUUCCUCUACCCCUCCACUUUCCUCCUCCUCUUUCUCCUCCUCUUCUGUCUCCUCCUCUGCCUGCCCCGCCUCCUCUUCCACCUCCUCCUCCGUGACACAGCCCCCUGCGCCUGUCCUGGACGUGGUGUUUGUGCACGGGAUGAGGGGCGGGCCCUUCAAGUCGUGGCGCAGGGGAGAGGCAGUGCCCGCUGUAGCACCGCCUCCUGGAGCAGCCGUGGCACCUGUAACGAAAACGCUUACAGCAGGGACGCCUGUACCGGUGGCGACAUCUGUAUCGGGGACGUUAGUAGAGAAAGCGCCUGUGAUGUCAGGCCGUGGUGAGGAGCGAAGGGUAGAGGGCAUGGCAGGGGAAGGGAUGCGAGAGAGUGGGGUUGUGAGAGUGAACGAGGUGGUGGGUGAGGAUGAGAGAGCGGGUGAGAAAGUGAGGCAGCGUGGGGCAGAGAUAGAAAGAGUGAUGGGUGGGGAGGUUAGGAGGGCAGCAGUGGGUUUAGGUGGGGAAAGAGGUGGAGGGAAGGAGGAAGGGAAGAGCGUGGGAGAAAUGGAGGGAAUACUUGGGAGAGGGGAGAGUGUGGGGGAGGUGGAGCCAUCAAAGCUUCUGGAGGCGACACUGAAGGAGGAGGAGGAGGGUGGCAAGAAGGGGUCGUGUUGGCCCUGUGACUGGCUCGCCAGGGACCUGCCUGAAGCGCGCAUCCUCACCACCAAGUACAAGGUGUGUUACUUCUUCCCUUUUUGUCCGCUUCUUUUAGAUCGCCUUCCUGGGCUGUCCCAACUUCGAAGUGGGGACACCAAAAAGUGCAACUGGCACGUGCAAGCCAUUGGGCAUUGUGAUGAGGUGGAGGGGGAACGAAUCUGGACGUCGCAUUGUUCAGACGCUACCAACGACAUCAGCAUUCUGCUGCUGCACAAGCUGGUGGCAGCGGGGGUGGGCGAGCGGUCGGUGGUGUCUCAUUUUGCUGCUGCACAAGCUGGUGGCGGCAGGAGUGGGCAGGAGUCUCGUGGUGACAUCAGCAUUCUGCUGCUGCACAAGCUGGUGGCGGCAGGAGUGGGCGAGCGGCCAGUGGUGUUUGUGACGCACAGCAUGGGAGGGCUCAUUGUGAAGCAGAUGCUCGCCCUCGCACGUGCCAGCGACAUGCCAGAGGUUCGAGCCUUGGCUGAGAGGACAACAGCCAUCGUAUUCUAUUCCGUGCCGCACUUUGGCAGCAGGAUAGCAGACUACUCGUGGAGAGCCCGAGCUGUGCUGCGACCUGCACCUUCGGGCAAGAUCCAAGUGCUCUCCUUUGCUGAGGUGUGUGGGUUGGAAGAGGGCAUGGUGUAG